UUUAUUCAUAAUUAAUAAUUUCACCAGAAUAGAAUAUAUGACUUCUAAAUUUUGCAUUAAAUAAUACCUCACCUCAGGCUCAGUUUUAAGGUUAUAUAAAUAUAACCUAUAAAACGGAGUGGUUGUCAAUUUAACUUGCAUCAUAAGUUUGGUUCGUCUAUGAAGUCAAUGAAAAAAUAAACAAUCAUGGCUAGUAGUAGACUAGAAAAAAUUGGAACAAUAUUUAGCAGAGUUGACGGUUUAAUCAAAGCUAAUGGCAUGAAAUGGAAAGAACGCCCGCUAUGGUACGAUAUUUAUAAAGCCUUUCCACCUGCACUUGAACCUAAAUAUGCACGUCCAGUUCCAAAUCUUCCAAUCCGUAAUAUAUUCUAUGAAGAAGAUGUAAUCAGAGCGAAAUUCCAUAAAGGCAAUAAACAAUUACCUGGCUACAAUUUAUCAGAUAGUUCACAUAAAACAACUACACAAAAGUUUAUAUUGAUAUUCAAUCAAUUAAAGAGCGACAAUAAAACUCUUGAUGAUGACCAACUAUUUAACACGGCUUUAGAUUUGCUAGAGUCCGAGAUGGUUUCCAGAAAAGAAGCCACAACCAGGCCAUUAGAGACUGUCACAAAAUCAGAAUCAAAGUCUGAAGAUAUGAAUGUUAAUAUAAAAGAUUUAUUUAAAUAAAAUAAUGUAUAGAUAUUAAAAAUAAA
Molecule: messenger RNA, 692 nt
Organism: Ctenocephalides felis (cat flea)
Lineage: Eukaryota; Metazoa; Arthropoda; Insecta; Siphonaptera; Pulicidae
Product: probable 28S ribosomal protein S23, mitochondrial
Exons: 3
Coding region: 187-666 (159 amino acids)
Biological process (GO): translation
Cellular component (GO): mitochondrion; ribosome
Molecular function (GO): structural constituent of ribosome
Source: RefSeq, a predicted model, not a curated record